Molecule: messenger RNA, 2769 nt
Organism: Colletotrichum fioriniae
Lineage: Eukaryota; Fungi; Ascomycota; Sordariomycetes; Glomerellales; Glomerellaceae
Gene: msh2
Product: MSH2 protein
Biological process (GO): mismatch repair; mitotic recombination
Cellular component (GO): nucleus; MutSalpha complex
Molecular function (GO): ATP-dependent DNA damage sensor activity; mismatched DNA binding; ATP binding
Source: RefSeq, a predicted model, not a curated record
AUGUCUUCCCGGCCGGAAUUGAAGGUCGACGAUGAACACGGCUUCAUUCGCUUCUUCAAGUCGCUCCCGGCCGUCCAUGAAGAUACAGUCCGCAUAUUCGACCGAGGCGACUGGUACACAUCACAUGGCGAAGAUGCCAACUUCAUUGCCCGCACAGUCUACAAGACAACAUCCGUCGUAAGGACACUCGGCCGUGAUGAGAAGACGGGGCUCGCCUCAGUGACAAUGACUGUCACAGUAUUUCGACAAUUCCUUCGAGAAGCACUGUUCAAGCUGGGCAAGAGAAUUGAGAUAUGGGAGAGCACCGGCGGCCGCAUGAACUGGAAGGUUGUCAAGCAAGCUUCGCCUGGCAACCUGCAGGACGUGGAGGAGGACCUGGGUGGCCAGAUUGAGGCAGCACCGAUGAUGCUUGCAGUCAAGAUCUCAACAAAAGCCUCGGAGGCCCGGAGUGUGGGUGUUUGCUUCGCCGAUGCCAGUGUGCGAGAACUGGGUGUCAGCGAGUUCCUCGACAACGAUCUCUUCUCCAACUUCGAGGCCCUUCUCAUCCAGCUCGGUGUCAGAGAGUGUCUUGUUCAGACAGACAAGGCCGAUAAGAAUAAGGAUCCCGAUCUGGCGAAACUGAAGCAGAUCAUCGUCAACUGUGGCGUAGCCGUCUCGGAGCGGUCUGCUGGCGAAUUCGGCACCAAGGAUAUCGAGCAGGACCUGGCACGUCUUUUGAAGGACGAACGCGCCACCACUCUCCUCCCACAAACCGACCUCAAGUUGGCCAUGGGAUCAGCCGCGGCUCUUAUCAAGUACCUCGGCGUUCUCCACGAUUCGUCCAACUUUGGGCAGUACCAGCUGUACCAGCAUGACCUCUCACAGUUCAUGAAGCUGGAUGCAGCGGCGCUCAAGGCUCUCAACUUGAUGCCUGGCGCCCGCGACGGUGCCAAGUCUAUGAGUUUGUACGGUCUGCUGAAUCACUGCAAGACACCUGUCGGUAGCAGAUUGCUGUCGCAAUGGCUCAAGCAACCCCUUAUGAGCAAGGAGGAAAUCGAGAAGCGCCAACAGCUCGUUGAGGCAUUCGUCAACGACACUGAGCUGCGGCAGACUAUGCAAGAGGAGCACCUUCGCUCAGUCCCGGAUCUAUACCGCCUUGCCAAGCGAUUCCAAAGGGGCAAGGCAAACCUCGAGGACGUUGUUCGUGCGUACCAGGUCAUCAUCCGUCUCCCCGGGUUCCUGGGAACCCUGGAGGGUGUCAUGGACGAAGCCUACAGAGAUCCUCUCGAUGAAGCCUACACAACCCCUCUUCGUGAGCUUUCUAAUAGUCUUGCAAAGCUCUCGGAGAUGGUGGAAACCACGGUCGACUUGGAUGCGCUCGACAACCACGAGUACAUCAUCAAGCCAGAGUUCGAUGACAGCUUGAGAAUUAUCAGGAAGAAGCUCGAUAAGCUCAAGAGGGAUAUUGAUCAACAAUUCUCGGAUGCCGCGCGCGACUUGAAGCAGGAAGUCGGCAAGAAGAUCUUUCUCGAAAACCAUAAGGUCCACGGCUACUGCAUGAGACUCACGAGACAGGAAGCCGGUGCGAUCCGCAACAAGUCAGGAUACCAGGAAUGUUCAACACAGAAGAAUGGUGUCUACUUCACAACGAAGACCCUGCAAAGUCUUCGCCGCGAGUUCGACCAGCUGUCGCAGAACUACAACAGAACCCAGAGCAGUCUGGUCAACGAGGUUGUUGGCGUAGCCGCUUCGUACUGCCCAGUCCUGGAGAGACUUGCUGGUGUCCUGGCACACUUGGACGUCAUCGUUUCCCUCGCACACUGCUCAGUCCAUGCACCUUCGGAAUACGUCCGACCCAAGAUUCACAAGCGGGGCGAAGGCCAGACAAUCCUGAAGGAGGCUCGACACCCGUGUCUGGAAAUGCAAGACGACGUACAGUUCAUCACGAACGACGUCACUUUGACUCGCGACAAGUCUUCAUUCCUCAUCAUCACUGGCCCCAACAUGGGCGGAAAGUCGACAUACAUCCGCCAGAUCGGCGUCAUCGCCCUCAUGGCCCAGAUUGGCUGCUUCGUCCCCUGCAGCGAGGCCGAGCUAACCAUCUUCGACUCUAUCCUGGCGCGUGUUGGUGCCAGCGACUCCCAACUCAAGGGCGUGUCCACCUUCAUGGCGGAAAUGCUCGAGACGGCAAACAUUCUCAAAUCGGCAACGGCCGAAUCGCUCAUCAUCAUUGACGAGCUUGGUCGCGGCACAUCAACGUACGACGGCUUCGGUCUCGCGUGGGCCAUUUCUGAACAUAUUGUCAAGGAGAUUGGCUGCUUCGCAAUGUUCGCGACGCACUUCCACGAGCUGACGGCCCUGGCGGACGACCAUCCGCAGGUGCACAACCUGCACGUCACCGCGCACAUUGGCGGCGGCGGCGGCGGCGAGAACAGCAAGCGUGAGGUGACAUUGUUGUACAAGGUCGAUGAUGGUGUAUGCGACCAGAGCUUCGGCAUUCACGUGGCAGAGCUGGUCCGGUUCCCCGACAAGGUCGUGCGGAUGGCGAAGCGCAAGGCUGACGAGCUGGAGGACUUUACGUCCAAGCACGAGGACCUGGGGCUCAAGUACAGCAAGACGGAUAUCGAGGAGGGCAGUGCGCUGCUCAAGGAGGUGCUGCUCAAGUGGAAGGAGGAGGUUGCCGCUGGGCAGAUGAGUAAGGAAGAGAUGGUCUCCAAGCUCAAGGGGCUCGUCAUGGCGGACGAGAAGCUGCUUGCGAACCCCUUUUUCCAGUCUGUCAAGACUUUGUGA